This is a messenger RNA of Sphaerodactylus townsendi, 3256 nucleotides long. RefSeq names its product visual system homeobox 1 (gene VSX1). The record is from RefSeq and is a predicted model, not a curated record. Gene Ontology annotation, cellular component: nucleus. The transcript is spliced from 5 exons. Bases 29 to 1078 code for a protein of 349 amino acids. Gene Ontology annotation, molecular function: DNA-binding transcription factor activity, RNA polymerase II-specific; transcription cis-regulatory region binding. Lineage: Eukaryota; Metazoa; Chordata; Lepidosauria; Squamata; Sphaerodactylidae. Gene Ontology annotation, biological process: regulation of DNA-templated transcription.
CGCCUUGCCCCUGGCCCAACGCGCCAGGAUGACGGGCCGUGAGGAGCCGGCCGAGGGCGCGCCGGGCAAGGGGAAGGCUGCGCUGGCGCCCAGCGCGGAGAAGGCGGGCGCCCGCCUGGCCAGCGGCAGCCUCCGCUCCAAGGGCUUCGCCAUCACCGACCUGCUGGGCUUGGAGGCCGAGCUGCAGCCGCCCGGCCCGGCCGCCUCGUCCGGCUGCGAUAGCGGCGGGCCGGUCGGCGGCGGAGGCGCCCUGCCGCUGGGCUUGGGCUUCCUCUGCGGCUUCGCCCCGCAGCAGCCGGCAGGCGCGCAUUGCCUCCUGCCGGCCCACCUGCCCUUCCUGCAGCCGCGCCUGGAGCCCUCGCAUCAGCCCCACCACCCCUACGGGCCGGCAGCCGAGAAACGCAAGGAGAACCUCUCCGAUGAAGAUAGUUUGUCAGGGGACAAGAGUGACCUCAAGACUUCUGGGUCCCAGAUCAAAAGAAAGAAACGACGACACAGGACAGUAUUUACUGCCCACCAACUGGAGGAACUGGAAAGGGCAUUCAAUGAAGCUCAUUAUCCUGAUGUGUAUGCCAGGGAAAUGUUAGCAAUGAAAACUGAGCUCCCUGAGGACAGGAUACAGGUCUGGUUUCAAAACCGAAGAGCCAAAUGGCGGAAGCGCGAGAAGUGCUGGGGCCGCAGCAGUGUCAUGGCGGAAUAUGGUCUUUAUGGUGCUAUGGUGAGACACUCCAUCCCACUGCCUGAAUCCAUCAUCAAUUCAGCCAAAAGUGGGUUAGUGGGCUCCUGUGCCCCUUGGCUGCUUGGAAUGCAUAAAAAAUCAAUGGACAUUUCGAGAAAGUCUGACUGUGAGGAAAAGGGGGAUGGUGGCUGCUGGAAAUCUGAACACCCUGGUGAGGAAUUUAAAAAUAAACAGACAGAGCAGGAGAGAAGUUCCAGUGACAAAUUCCACUCAAUGGAUAAUUCUGAAGAUAUUGCAAUUGAUCUCUCUAGUACCGCAAAGCAUGAGAAAAAGGGCAACACUUUGAGACAGUGUCUCAGUGGAGGGCCACAGCCAAAAAUGAAUGACAGCAAGCAUUAAACAUGGGAAAGAAGAUAUACAUAGGACAACUACAAAAAAUCUCCAAUAUUCUGGGAAAAAAUUAAAAUUUUAUUUUAAUAUUUAUUAGUAUUUUUCAACUAACAAUACAGUAUUUCACAUUAAAUGGAAAUUUUUAUGAGAUGGGGUCCAUCUAAGAUAUUUAUUUAUUUUUUCAACUUGAACGUUGUUUAUAUGUAAACAUGGUAAUAUUUAGAGGUAGCAGAAAUUGUUUCUUAAUAUGUUUCACUAACAACCCCAUCCAAAGGGGGGUGGGGUGAAUAGGGCUGCAAAAGUGGUACAUUCCUGUUCCAGCGGAUUUGCCCUCCUUGGGGUACUUACCCUGGCGGAGGGGCAGAAAUGCUGCAAAGGUGGCCUUUGUCGCACCCUGAUGCAGCACUCAGUACCAUGUCAGCACUUCCAUGCCACUGCAAGCUAUGUUGGCACUGCAAGCUACGUAGGGCAUGGAGGAGGGCAGUCCCGGGGUGGAGCCAACUUCCACCCUGGGUUUAUGGCAGUUAAGCCAUGGCCCUGGCUCUCAGAUUUACACCACCUUCUCUGGCGGUGCGAUUUUUUCUUGGUUGUUUGCCUCCUGGCACCACUGGAAAGCCCUCUUGGAGGUGGCAGGGCAGCGCUGUUGCGGGGGGGGGUGUGUCCUGCCACCAGGGCUCUGAAUGGGGCUGCGCAUCACCUUUUUUAGCAUCCCUAGAAAAUUAUCACAAAGCUCUAUAAUAGGGGGAAAAAUGGAAGACUACUCUGCAAGCUGAAUUAAGGAUAUGCUAGUAAUAAAACAGUGAAAAAAAUCAGAGCUGAUGAUCGAAGCUGGUUUUAGGCAGCAGUUACCAAAAUGAUAGAACAAGAAUAGGUAACAUGGGGAUGUUAAAUUUUCCAGACACUUAAUAGGAAGAUAGAAUAUUCCAACUUCAUCCAGUAGAGAAUGACUUUGCCUACUGGAGAAUCACUUUGCCUAACCAUUAAGGGCCUCACAAAUAUGGAAAUAAAACUAUGGAUAUUUCCUUUUGCUGUACCAAUUAGCAUUUGGUGAGGCCAAGUAAAGACACUUCAGAUGCUAGAAGUGGCCUGCAGGCUAUCAGUUGGUUAUCUGUACUGUGUGUGUGUUAUGUGCUGUCAAGUUGCUCCCCAACGUAUGGUGACCCUAACAAUAAAGGUAAAGUUAGUCCCCCGUGCCUAUAAAUUAAUAACUUUCAAAAUGUCCUAUCAUUAACAGCCUUGCUCAGGUCUUGCAAACUGAAGGCUGUGGCUUCCUUUAUAGAGCCACAUUUGUACUACAGGACAUUAUCAAUGAUAGUUCUACACCAAAAUUUGCAAGGCAUCAGACCGUUGAUAUAAUUUAAUUUCAGAGGGGUUUCCUCAAUGCAACACAAUUGGAGUGAACUAUAUUCAAAACUCUCAGUACACACUGAGCUACAUUUUCAUGUAUGCCAGAGGAUGUUGCGUGCAUCUCCAAAAAUCAUCAGGAAAACCAUAUUCUGUAAUGGAUACAGAACAGGCAUAUAUUCCAUAUGUGUUUCUUAUUGCACAUCUGAAAAGUUUCUUGACCCUGAGCAAAACUGAUAGAUGCUGCUUGUACAGAGCUCUGUGGUUAUAGCAAGCCUCCUUGGUUUGCACAGGAGAUGCUGCAUUGGGAUUCAUGUGUUUACAAUGUGCUACUGACCAGUUGCUGCAGAGAAGCAGAAGGCCUCCAGAAACAGUGUGGCCUAUAUCCUCAGCCACUGUAAAUUGUUACAGAAGUCUUUAGAGCUGCAGCACAUGACACCAGAUAAAGAGUUGGUCCUUUUAAAUAUUUAUAUCAGUCUAGGAAAUUAAUUAAUUUAGAAACUAAUUUAUAUCAGCCUAAGAAAUUAAUUACAGUUUUUCUUAAUAUAAAUUUGUAUUUUGGAAAAAAUAUGCAAUAAAUCUAUAUUUUGAAUGUUAUUAUUUUACUUACUAUGCAUAUCAAGCCAUAGAACCCAGCAAUAAAAUGUUACUAUUUUGUAAAAUGCCAUAAGAAAAUAUUUUGUAAUUAUUAUGUUUGUAAAAGUAUUAACCUUUGACCCUUUUCUUGGUCUUUUUCUAUUUGUCUGAAGGCACUUUAGAUACCUGCAUUUUUCUGAAUAUCUGACCUAUUUUGUUUCAUCACUUAUUUAUCAUGUGUUCAUAAAUAAAAAAAUGUGUUUCUUU